AUGUGGACUUGAAUAUCAGUACAGAAAUAGUGUGUGAUUUGCUUUUAAAAUUUGUCAACAUGGAAUAAAUUAAUAAUAAUGGAAACAAGUUACGCCAAUUCCUUCGUGAUUACUAACAAUAGAUGAUAUGUUAAUAUAGAAUAUAAUGAAGUGUCCACGAUUGAAAACAAUUGCCAUAGUGGUAUUCUGUGCAUACUUGCUUUCGAUAAUGAUUGCAUUUUAUUUACUGCAUAAUUUGCACACUACACAAGAUAGCAAUUUUAAGAUACGACCUGAACAAGUGAUUCGCCACAUGAAAAGCCACAGAAGACCAGAACAACUUCGAAUAGGUCAUCCUUUAUUUGACAAUUGUAUGCAAAAUCAAGAUUACGAAGAACUUUUGUUGCGACCAUACCAUACGCUUGGAAAUGUAUAUGUUUACUCGGCCUUCUUCGAUAACCGCACUGGAAUACCACAUGUACGAAUGAUAUCAAUGAUCAAUGGUCGAGAUUUCAAACAGAACCUCAACCUUUCUUGUAAUUUUGCUUAUGGUGCAAAUAAAGACAAGUACUUUUCCGAACCGGUGAUAUUCUACGAAAUGUGUGAAAAUCACCAUUUUACCCAUGGUGGAUGGAUAUUAUCAUGCAAAAUACCAAUGAAUGAAUUGGAGAUUAUUCCUUGUAAAAUUUUCAUAAAAAAUAAUGACUUGUCACAUGGAAAUCAUCUAUCCACUAUGAUUCCAUUGUUAAAGACAAGUUCGUCUAAAAGAGAAAAAGAAAAAGAAGAUAUUGGAAAGUUUGGAGUUUGUAUUCCUCCGCUUUAUGGCGAUAUAAAACCAACUCAGUUUCUUAAAUUCAUAUCUCUAACAAAUGCACUCGGCAUAGAUCAUUUGAUAUUUUAUGUGUACAAUAUUUCUUCGAACUUAAAUUCCAUUUUAGAAUAUCUAGAGGACCGUAGUACCAUUACCAUAAUCCCGUGGGUACUUCCGGUUGAAAGCAAUCACGUUUGGUAUUAUGGCCAAUCCAUUGCCAUCAACGAUUGCUUAUAUCGAGGAAUGUUUUACUUCAAAUAUCUAGCCUUUACAGACUUAGACGAAUAUAUAGUUUCUCACAAUUCAGAGUACUCUUUACGUAAUUUGAUAGAACAGAAAAGAUCUUCGGAUGGACGAAUCGCAGCAUUCAGAUUCCGUAGUGCAAUCUUUAUCAGAAAUCCAGAAGCAAAAGGCAAUACUACUUUUGAUGUUCUCGAACACAAUUAUAGAACAGAAGGAACCAGUAAAAUUCGUAGUAAAUUGAUAGUUCAACCUUAUAAGAUAUUUGAAGUAGGGAUCCAUCAUGUCAGCAGGGCAUGGCCAGACAGUCAGAACUAUACUUCAUAUGAGAUAGAUCCGGAUGAUGCCAUUGUGCACCAUUACAGAACUUGUACAUCAACCCUUGAUCUUGCAUGCACUUCGUAUAUAACAGAUUCUACCAUUAGAGACUGGCAUAACUUUAAUUUCAUUACAAGGUACAACUCCCGUAUGAAAGAACUUAAAUCUGUUUUUAAUAUUACAGAUGAUACCUAACUGUAAUCGGUAGUAGUUUCUUAUAUUGUAGAUACCGAUAUAUUGCAUUUCAUCAAUAUCUGUCACACAAUGAAGUUUGUCUUGCAUUUUGUUUUAUUUUUUUUAACUUUGGAUUUAUUAACAACUUCAGGUAAAGUAAUUUUGAACUGACUUUAAAAGUUUGCGAAUAAAUUGGAAAUAUUGGUACAGCUUCGUGCGCCCUUGAGAA
This is a messenger RNA of Mytilus californianus (California mussel), 1751 nucleotides long. Its product is annotated as beta-1,4-galactosyltransferase galt-1-like. NCBI's taxonomy places the organism in Eukaryota, Metazoa, Mollusca, Bivalvia, Mytilida, Mytilidae. Bases 146 to 1543 code for a protein of 465 amino acids. The record is from RefSeq and is a predicted model, not a curated record. The transcript has a single exon.